GUGCAACAGAGUGCAUAUACAAUGGAACGGAAGCCGGUGAACAGUUUCAUAGUUCCUGAUUGUUUCAUCAACAAUUGAACCGUUAUUCAUCAACUUGUACUUAAUAAAUACAAUUAAUUUGAUGAAAAAACGAUGAAGGUCAACCCGAAGCUGUUCACCGCCGAGAAUUCUCCACUCAAGAUGUAUCUCGAUGGAUUCGAUGUCCUGGGUUUCUUGCAGACAGCAGCUGUAAUUCACGAGUAUGGAGGUCAAGUUACGAUACCCGAUGACGAGACUGUUGUGUUGUCAACCCCAAAUCUAGUCCCUGGGACCGAUUUUCUGAGGUUCCACGUUGAUUGGCUCCAUGAGAGUAUCGGGAGGAAUGAGCUUCAAGACAUUGGAAAAUACCUAAUUCCAUCAGUUAAAAAAAGUUUCUUCAAUACUCCUCCUUACGAUGCAUCACCAAAAGUCCUAAGCAGCAGAAGGAACAGUGUGAAGACUCCAUAUUUACUACUUGAGGCAGAGAAACCUCCUCUCGAUGCACCCCUUGACAUGCUGUGCAGCAAAAUGAAUAGUGCAAUUCUUGCUUAUUUCCCAUGUGAUUCAAGGAAGAUAUCUCAGGUUGAAAAUAACUUUUCUCUAAACAACCAGGGGAAAAGAGUUGAGUCAGAGGAGAUCCUGAACAUGGCUUUCAUUAAUACGAGCCCUGCCAAUAUUGCAGAAAAUAAAAAACGUCGUGCAAGCACAGGCCAGAAGGGGUUCACCAAGCCGCUGAAGCCAGUGAAUAACACGGACAUAUCAUUGACCACAAUCAACAAAACCUGGUCCAGUGCUGACGACGAGAAGCUUCUGAAGUGGCUCGUUAACGAGAACUUACUUUCUAAAACCACGAACAGUACAGUCUGGGAACAAAUGGCAAAAGCCAAUAUUUUUGCACCUUCACGGACUGCGGUUGAUCUAGAAUUUUAUUUCAAACGCCGAGUACUCCCUAAUUUCAGAAAAUACUCUGACGAUCCGGAGGUUCUGAGACAACUAGAGGAACUUCAGAUAAAGAAACGCAGGAGGAGUUGAGGGAAUAUCCAGAUUUCGUUGAUAUCUUCUCCAGUAUCUCUUCUUUUCUAGUGCAUCGAGUGUACUCACACAAAUCGAUUUUCUAUAUUUUUACUCACAAUUCAGUUUUCAUUACAUAACUAGUUCGUAAAACAAUGUAAGAAAUUGAUAACAAGUUGAAAAUAAGGAAAUUGAAUCAAAAAUUCUAACAAACGUAUCUAGAAUUUCAAUUUGACAUUCGCUCUCUUAAACAACCAAUUUUGAGGGAAAAUAAUCUUUGUG
Diachasma alloeum is the source of this 1311-nucleotide messenger RNA. RefSeq lists its product as uncharacterized. The transcript is spliced from 6 exons. Lineage: Eukaryota; Metazoa; Arthropoda; Insecta; Hymenoptera; Braconidae. The record is from RefSeq and is a predicted model, not a curated record. The coding region runs from base 133 to 1050 and encodes 305 amino acids.